This is a messenger RNA of Ectocarpus sp. CCAP 1310/34, 1950 nucleotides long. The record is from the annotation of a GenBank genome assembly. NCBI's taxonomy places the organism in Eukaryota, Phaeophyceae, Ectocarpales, Ectocarpaceae.
AUGAGGACGAAGCUGGAAGACGCUGAAAUCCGCGCCGAGAUUUCACGGGCAGUGAAGCCGGUGCUACUUGAGCCGCGUCGGUCCGCUAAAGAACUGAAGGGCGCGCUCAAGAUGGCGUGCGGAAAAGUUGCCAGGAUACUCUUGGAUUCGGAGAAGCUGCCGCCGCAGGUGUCCCCUUUCUUCCUCAACGACUGCUUCGAUCAGCCAGAGCGAGGUGCCUCGUACGCCCUCGUGGGCUUUAUGUGCCCCGCACACGAAGACAAUGUCGGCUUCUCCGGAGAGAGCGGAAACCGGACGAUAAAGCUCCACCGCCUGAUCGAGUCUGCGGUGGCGAGCCAGGGCCACGACCGGGCUGUAUGCGUCAACACGAACGCCGUGCGCUGCCUGAAGAGUGGCGAUGGCAGCCACGCUAACCCUUUCGCUCGCGACGAGAACGUCGACAGCGUGUCCCAACUUCUUCGCGCCAUGUACUUCGCGGGUCUCCACGCGUACGGCGUGAAGAUCACGCGAAUCGUCCAGUGCCGCGCGCGGUCGGGCGAGAAGGGACCGCGGCUUUCCUCCGCCGGGCGUGUAGUGUUCGACUCCGUGCGUGCCGGAACCACUGAGGCAGCCUUUCGUGUUUGCCCAGAGGACAUCGGUCCCCCCACCCCCAGCUCCGGGUCUGCUGCGUCGGAGCAGGCCGUCACAAACCUGAGGUCGAUGCUUGAGGCGAGUCUCUGCGGCAGUCUCGCCGCUGCGAAGAAUGCCAAUGACGCUAGGUUCAGGCACGUGGUCCCCGACCGCGACGGCGUCAAGCAUAGCGGGGUGGCAGGCGGCUUGGCCUCGGGAGUAGCAAUAGUGGAUACGUGGGCGCCGGACGUUUGCGACAGCGGUCGUCUGAUCGAGCGGGGGCCGGGACCGCGUGACCAGAGGGUCGCGCAUAGCUUGCACAUGAAUUCCUUCCUGCUCGUAUGGGCUCAUGGUGGAGCGUCUUCCCCGCUGGGAAAAGCGACUCGUCCCAGCCGGGACGACCUCUUGGGCGACAAGCAAGCCCGCCGGAGGUUGGGCAAGCCCCCGCUGCUUCUCGAUAGGCAGGGGGUAACGGACGGUGGAGGCAAGGAGCAGACGGGAUACCGUAUGCCAAGCAAGCGCGUGGAGGCCGUGGGCAGGGCCGUCUGCAAGGCAACGCUGAAAGCGGCGGUCUCAAAAGGCGGGGUGAGGGUGAUGGUGUCCACGAACGGGGCGGGGGGAGUUGGAACCCCUGAUCUGCUGCUGGAGAUGUUUCGUGAGGAUAGGUGGGACGACAAGGAGGUUUCUGUCGAUUGUCGUCGGUUGUUCCUCGGCCGGUACGGCUGCUCCUUCGGCAUAGGGGACACGGUUGGUAGUGCUGCGACCGCGAACAUGGUCUACCCGCCAGACCACACCGCUGGAUCGAGCUUCUUGCUGUACUCCACCGGCGGGCAGGCUUCGUACAUUGCCUGCGCCGAGAUGGGACUUCUCAAGAUGGGUCAGGUCGCAGGGGUCUCGGGGGCGGGGGAAGACGCCAUUUUUUUGCAUUUCCUCGGGCGCUUUUGUGGAUUGGAGCUUUUCCUCGCUGCCCUCGCCUCUCGCGAUGGUCAGAGUGUCAAGUUCGCCGAGAGACUUCACCGGGCCCUUGUCGCGCACGGAGCAGUAGGCGUUGUGCGCUGCCUCAAGGGUUCGGCCGGAGCGGACACCGGCUACGUCCUCAACGGGGAGCUGGUGCACCGCAACACCCCCGGAGCCCAGCGGAUGACCAAGGGCGCUGCCGCCCUCAAGGGGCUCAAGGCCACUGCCGACCUGAGCGCCAAGACGUUGGCGCGUCCGGCGCACCAGCGCACGGUCAAGUCGGGGAGGGUUCCCCUUUGCGGCAACGUCAACAAGACCGCGGCAGAGCGGGGAAAGGACAAGUUUACCAACGAGGGCAAGGCCGACGCCGUUGAGGCUGUGUGA